CCAACAUCGCCCUUCUCCCCAUCAAAUCCUGCAGACUUCUCCGCCCCCGCCGCCGGCCUCUCCGCCGCCCCCGCCGCAUCUUCACCUGCGGCCUUCUUUCCCUCUCCUCCCCUCCCUACUCCUCGCUGGCGGCGAGGACUGCUGUGAGAAAGGGCUGGAGGCUUGGAAGAAGGAGCGGAGGAGCAGCGGCGGAGUGGAAGGACGGUGAGGGGCGAAGAAGCGAAGAGAGAGAGACGGCCGACGGUUCCUAAGGGAACUCAGCAAUGGCGUCUACUCUGGGUGCUGUGUUCUUGUCGCCGCGACAGGCCCCAGCCCUAAUAUUUCUCUCCCAAACCCGGCAGAUGGACCAGUCCUCGCUUCUCUCCUUUCUUCCCCCAGUUCCUCCUCGGAGCUCUCGUUUCCCUCUCGGCUCUUGGCGAUGGAAGCUGUCAGCAGCUCCCAAGGACGUCUUUCCAGUGAUAAAGAAAUGGAAGCUAGGUCGUGUGGCAUGCUUUAUGCGUGAAGAAGAAGAAGCCUCUUCCAUCAAUGGCAGUUUUGAGUUCAUGGACAGCAAGCAAAUUGAAGACUUGGGAAAGGCUAAGUUGGAUCAAUCAAGUGCGAAGAACAAGGACUGGACCUCAAAAAUUAGAAAGGUAGCAGAUAGAAUGUUCACUUUACAUGGUGAUCCUUGGAUGGUACCAUGGACAGCAGAAACUAUUGUCCAGGUCAUGCUCCUUUGGAUUGCAUCCUUCUGGCUUGUUGGAUCUUGGAUAAUUCCAUUUUUGGCUCAUGCUGCUGGUUUCAGCAAGGAAUCUUUUACUCACAGAGGUCAAGCCCUAUACAGCCUCCUUACUGACAUUGCUGAAGGCCUAGCUGGGAUUGCGAUCCUUCACCGAUGCCUUGCUAGAUUCCAACCCCUUCCAUCUGGUUGGUUCCGUUUUAGCCUCAAAGGUAACUGGCACUUUGAUGUAGGCUUGGGAUGCCUGCUCUUUCCAUUGGUCAAUCUCCUAUCUCAGAUAAACAUCAGCCUGGUUCCAGUUCUCCCUGCCCCGCCUGUGGGGAUCUCUAGUGUGGAGCAAUCGAUUGUGGCUCGCGAUCCUGUGGCCAUGGCUCUGUAUGCAGUGGUGGUCUCAGUGUGUGCCCCAAUCUGGGAAGAGAUUGUGUUCCGUGGCUUUCUUCUCCCCUCACUGACCAGGUACAUGCCACUCUGGUGGGCUAUUAUCGUGAGUGCAUUUGUUUUUGCACUAGCGCACUUCAAUGUGCAGAGGUUGUUGCCACUUGUGUUCCUUGGAGUGGUAAUGGGCGUUGUGUUCGCAAAAUCCCGGAACUUACUAGCUUCAAUGCUCUUGCAUAGCCUGUGGAACGGCUUUGUCUUCUUGGAUCUCAUGAAAUGACGAAACCAUGUUUGUACUAUUAUUUGUAUAUCAGGUGCUGAUUCAUCAUCUUGUUGAUCUAUGCUGCCAUUGCAUGAAAAAUUGGUCAGAUUCACUGAAGAGAAAAGCUAACCUGCACCUAUUACUAGUCUACUAAAAUUUCUAGUAGAACUUUAGCCUUUACCUGAAAAUGUUUAUUCUUGCUUCCCAGACAAUUGAUCCAUAAGAUUGUUGGGUUUAUAUUCUGGUUCCUGUGGCAAUAUGUCCAUUCAAUUGUAAUCUAGCAAGUUAGCCUGUAUCAAUUUUGACAUUAAAGAAAAUGAUCAAUGAAAAAUUUUUGAAGACUCA
This is a messenger RNA of Elaeis guineensis (African oil palm), 1700 nucleotides long. RefSeq lists its product as uncharacterized. Gene Ontology annotation, molecular function: metalloendopeptidase activity. The record is from RefSeq and is a predicted model, not a curated record. Gene Ontology annotation, cellular component: membrane. Lineage: Eukaryota; Viridiplantae; Streptophyta; Magnoliopsida; Arecales; Arecaceae. Gene Ontology annotation, biological process: CAAX-box protein processing.